Molecule: messenger RNA, 1010 nt
Organism: Lentinula edodes (shiitake mushroom)
Lineage: Eukaryota; Fungi; Basidiomycota; Agaricomycetes; Agaricales; Omphalotaceae
Exons: 10
Coding region: 27-860 (277 amino acids)
Biological process (GO): endoplasmic reticulum to Golgi vesicle-mediated transport
Cellular component (GO): trans-Golgi network; membrane
Source: RefSeq, a predicted model, not a curated record
GCAGUAACCACGACUAGCCCACGACUAUGAAUAUGGAUUCCGCGACUACACCCUUGACUGCAAGUUCUCAGUUUAUUCAAGCGGACGACGACGACGAUGACUUUGACGAAGAGAACAUUCCCGGUUUUUCACAUCCUGGAAUGCCGCAGUUGCCACAGUCGGACAAGGGCAAGAAUCGUGCCAGAGAACCAGAACAACUAGGAAUGCCUUCAGCAAAUGGAAACAACUCAGUGCCGCUUUCCGGAAAUAUAGGGAGUUCAUUGGGACCUCAACGUCCAGCGCGACAAACAAUCGGAGGUAUACAAGUUGAAACACGUUAUACUGGCGUCGAUACCCUUGACGAACCCGUUUCUCAAACUAUAACUCGAGACCUUCUCUCGAUCUAUUCCAAACUCAUACAAGUGGUGUACCCUCGGAGAUCCAAUGGACGUGAGGUUCUCAGAGAUUGGGAUUUAUGGGGACCCUUCAUGCUCUGCCUUCUUCUUGGAAUUAUGCUUAGCGUUAACGCCCCACAAUCACAAUCAUUGAAUGUUUUUACGAGCGUGAUAGUUAUUUGUUCUCUGGGGGCUCUUGCAGUCACUGUACAGGCCAAGCUUCUUGGUGGCAGGGUCUCUUUCUUCCAAGGUCUCUGUGUUUUAGGGUACUGCAUUGCGCCUCUCGACCUUGCGGCUCUUAUUUCUUGCUUUGUACGGGUCAUCUAUGUGCGCGCGCCGCUCGCGCUAUUGGCCUGGGCUUGGUGCAUUUGGGCGUCUGUGAACUUCUUAGAUGGAACCAAGAUAGAGCCUCAGCGUAUUUUGCUUGCAGUUUACCCACUUUUGCUCUUCUAUUUCGUACUGGCAUGGAUGAUACUGAUACAAUAAUGGGUUGGUUGGAAAGCGCAACGAUUAUGAAGGAAAAUUAUAAGCGACAAUAAGACUUCGAUGCUAUGUAUCACUGACAACGAAAUAUCAUAAUUUUGUGCUUUUUCUUUGACAUUUUUUCUGGGGUCAUUGAGUAUAGAGAGCAAAAGC